This is a messenger RNA of Mercurialis annua (annual mercury), 2778 nucleotides long. RefSeq lists its product as uncharacterized. The coding region runs from base 266 to 2698 and encodes 810 amino acids. The transcript has 12 exons. The record is from RefSeq and is a predicted model, not a curated record. Lineage: Eukaryota; Viridiplantae; Streptophyta; Magnoliopsida; Malpighiales; Euphorbiaceae.
AUAAUUUGAGAUUGUUUUUUUAUACAAUUAGAAAAGAAGAGAAAAUAUUUAAGUUUGAGAUUUUGUAGGAAGUUGAGAGGGCUUAGAGAGGCUUUGUUGGUUGUUAGAAGUGAAGGAGAAAAGGAAGAGCGAAGACACUGAAAUCCAUCAAUUGUAUUUCUGAUAGUAGCCGCAGUGGCACUUGGCAAAUGCUUCAUUCAGCUUAGGAUUCCAUACCCCAAUUUGUAGCCUUCUCUUUGUAUUGGACCUAUUUUCAGUUGUUUCAAUGAGUUCCGCUCCGAAAAGAUCCCAUGAAGAAGGUGGCCAUUCCUCUACCCCUUCCAAAUACCCACACGAGGAAUCUGCCUCAUACCCUAAGCUCACAUCUGCCACUUCUACCGAAUACCAUCCCUCCUCCUAUGACGUUCCUCCUGAUGCCCGUAUUCCUAAAAUCCCCCCUCGGGAUGCUGAUAGAAGAUCCCCUUUGCAUGCUGUGCAUCGAGUGUUAUUGUCCCCCGCUGAUUUGCAUAUGGAUGCACAUUCUCUCCCUUCUGAAACCAGGCUGGAUUCCAGGGACUGCAGAGACCUCAGGCUUGAAACUCGAGAUCCUCGCACUGAAGCAAGGGAGAUGCAGGGCGAGGCUAAGAGGGAUUCCCAAAAUGUCAAAAUUGAGAAAGAUGUGAGAUUGGAUAUUAGACCUGAUGAGACUAAGGAAAUUAAAUAUGACAAGGAUGCUUAUAAUGAUCCCAAGACUGAUUCCAAGGUGGAAAAGGAUGGCUUUAGUGUGACUACGAGUCAGUUGAACUGGAAAGAUUCAAAAGAGUACCAUAGAGGAAAGAGGUACUCUGAACCUCCCGGCGGACAUGUAGAUCCUUGGAAUAUCUCACGAGCUCACUCCCAGGGCGCAAUUGAGAUUGGGAAGGAAGCCCCAAAAAUAGAGGAGAGGGAUUUUGCAGAAUCACAUGAGGCAGUUGGUGAGAACAAAGUCGAUUUAAAAGGUGAGGAUAGAUUUAAAGAUAAGGACAGAAAAAGAAAGGAUAUGAAACACCGGGAGUGGGGUGACAGAGACAAGGAAAGAAGUGACCGUAGGAGCAACAUUUCAGUAGGUAAUAGCAGUGCUGAGGGCAAAGAAUCAACUAGGGAAGAGAGAGAACCAGAUAGGUGGGAGAGGGAGAGGGAGAGGGAUAGGGAAAGGGAAAGGGAGAGAGAAAGGAAAGAUAUUAUGAAGGACAGGGAUAGGCUAAAAGAAAAAGAUCAUACCAAGAGAGAAUUAUGGAAUGGGGUAGAUAGAGAGAGUUUACAAAAUGAGAAAGAAUCAGGGGAUGUAUCUGUCAGAAUGACAGAACAGGAAAAUUUAUCUUUAGAGCAAAAAAAACAGAAAGAUUUUGAUGGAUGGAAAAAUGUUGAAAGAGAAGCUAGAGACAGGAGGAAAGAAAGAGACACUGAUGUGGAAGGAGAUAGACCUGAAAAACGUAGCAGGUUGUAUGAGAAAGAAUCAGAUGAUGGAUGUGCAGAUGAAGGGGCUACAGAAAGGGAAAGGGAGGUGUUUGGUUAUGGCGUUCAGCAGCGUAAGCGGAUGAUUCGGCCCAGGGGAAGCCCACAAGUGACAAGUCGAGAGCCGCGUUUUAAGUCGCACACUCAGGAAAAUGAAGGAUCUCAAGGAAAAUUGGAGGUAUCAUCUGUUGUUUAUAAAGUUGGUGAAUGUAUGCAAGAUUUGAUAAAGCUAUGGAGGGGGUUUCUAAACUCUUAUGAAUAUGGAAAAAGUGUUCAUAAUGGUCCCACUCUUGAAAUUAGGAUACCUGCAGAGCACGUGACUGCUACAAAUCGUCAAGUAAGAGGUGGCCAGCUAUGGGGGACAGAUAUAUACACAGAUGAUUCUGAUCUUGUUGCUGUUCUCAUGCAUACAGGUUACUGCCGCCCCACUGCUUCUCCUCCUCCAGCCGCCAUCCAAGAGUUGCGUGCUACGAUCCGUGUGUUGCCUUCACAAGAUAGCUACACUUCUAUGCUGAGAAAUAAUGUCCGUUCUCGUGCCUGGGGAGCUGGAAUUGGCUGUAGUUACCGUGUUGAGCGCUGCUGCAUUGUGAAGAGAGGAGGUGGAACCAUUGAUCUUGAGCCUUGUCUUACACACACAUCAGCUGUUGAACCUACUCUUGCUCCUGUGGCAGUGGAGCGGACAAUGACUACAAGGGCUGCUGCUUCGAAUGCAUUGCGGCAACAGAGAUUUGUGCGUGAAGUUACAAUACAGUACAACCUUUGCAAUGAACCUUGGAUAAAGUACAGCAUCAGUAUUAUUGCUGACAAGGGUCUGAAAAAGCCCCUUUAUACUUCCGCCCGAUUGAAGAAGGGUGAAGUCCUGUAUUUGGAAACACAUUCAUGCAGGUAUGAGCUGUGCUUUACUGGAGAGAAAAUGGUGAAAGCCACACAGUUGAUUCAUGGUCAUGAAGAGGCAGAGAAGUCUCAUAAUCAUCUUCCACAUACCUCAAAUGGUGAAAAAAUGGAGUCGGAUAAUAUUCUGACUGACGUUUUUCGAUGGUCUCGAUGUAAGAAGCCCCUGCCACAGAAGGUUAUGCGUUCAGUAGGGAUUCCAUUACCCUCCGAGUUUGUUGAGGUAUUGGAGGAAAAUGUUGAGUGGGAGGAUGUGCAAUGGUCACAAACUGGUGUUUGGAUAGCUGGGAAAGAAUACACACUUGCAAGGGUGCAUUUUCUCUCUCUAAAUUAGCCUCUUAUCUUCUUGUAUAUGUACAAGUAUAUGUAUGAAUCAUAUUAAUCUAAUAGUUGAAUUAUUCUGUUUUCUUCAAA